This is a messenger RNA of Lepus europaeus (European hare), 2506 nucleotides long. It is a transcript of the gene KIFBP, whose product is annotated as kinesin family binding protein. Bases 84 to 1961 code for a protein of 625 amino acids. The transcript is spliced from 7 exons. The record is from RefSeq and is a predicted model, not a curated record. Gene Ontology annotation, molecular function: protein binding. NCBI's taxonomy places the organism in Eukaryota, Metazoa, Chordata, Mammalia, Lagomorpha, Leporidae.
CGUAAGUGAAGUGUCGCAAAGCAGAAGGAAGGCGGGAGUCCCGACUGCAAACACUGAGAAAAGCCCCGGCUGUAGGGGCCGCUAUGGCGAGUGCGCAGUGGGCCGAGGUCCGAGAGAAAUUCCAGGCGGCGCUGGCCCUGUCGCGAGUGGAACUGCAUAAAAACCCGGAGAAGGAACCGUACAAGUCCAAAUACAGCGCCAGAGCGCUGCUGGAAGAGGUCAAGGCGCUGCUCGGCCCGGCGCCCGACGACGAGGAUGAGCGGCUGCAGGCCGACGAGGGCUUGGGCGCGGGGGACCACGCCCUGGGGCUGCCCACGGAGGUGGUGGAGGCCGAAGGGCCCGCCGCCCAGCGGGCGGUCAGGCUGGCGGUUAUAGAGUUCCACCUCGGGGUGAACCACAUCGACACCGAGGAGCUGUCGGCGGGCGAGGAGCACCUGGUGAAGUGCCUGCGGCUGCUGCGCAGGUACCGGCUCUCGCACGGCUGCAUCUCCCUCUACAUCCAGGCGCAGAAUAACCUGGGUAUCUUGUGGUCUGAAAGAGAAGAAAUUGAAACUGCUCAAGCUUACCUAGAAUCAUCAGAAGCACUAUAUAACCAGUAUAUGAAAGAGAUUGGGAGUCCUCCCCUUGAUCCUACUGAGCAUUUUCUUCCUGAAGAAGAGAAACUUACUGAGCAAGAGAGAUCAAAAAGAUUUGAGAAGGUUUACACUCAUAACCUGUAUUACCUGGCUCAAGUCUACCAGCACAUGGAAAUGUUUGAGAAGGCUGCUCACUAUUGCCACAGUACACUCAAACGCCAACUUGAAUAUAAUGCCUACCAUCCAAUGGAAUGGGCUAUUAAUGCUGCUACCUUAUCACAAUUUUACAUCAAUAAGCUGUGCUUCAUGGAGGCCAGGCACUGUUUGUCAGCUGCAAAUGUCAUUUUUGGUCAAAUUGGAAAGAUCUCAACCACCGAAGACAGUACGUUUAUGUCUCCCGAAGCUGAAGGAGAUGUGCCAGAACUUUAUCAUCAAAGAAAAGGGGAAAUAGCAAGAUGCUGGAUCAAGUACUGUUUGACUCUCAUGCAGAAUGCUCAGCUCUCCAUGCAGGACAACAUAGGAGAGCUUGAUCUUGAUAAACAGUGUGAACUCAGAGCUUUAAGGAAAAAAGAACUAGAUGAGGAAGAAAGCAUUCGGAAGAAAGCUGUGCAGUUUGGAACCGGUGAGCUGUGUGACGCCAUCUCGGCAGUGGAAGAAAAAGUGAGCUAUCUGAGACCUUUAGAUUUUGAAGAGGCCAGAGAACUUUUCUUAACAGGGCAGCAGUAUGUCUUUGAGGCAAAAGAAUUCUUUCAGAUUGAUGGUUAUGUCACUGACCAUAUUGAGGUUGUCCAAGACCACAGUGCUCUGUUUAAGGUGCUUGCAUUCUUUGAAACUGACCUAGAGAGACGGUGCAAGAUGCAUAAACGCAGAAUAGCCAUGUUAGAGCCCCUGAUUGUUGACCUGAAUCCACAGUAUUAUCUGUUGGUCAAUAGACAGAUUCAGUUUGAAAUUGCACAUGCUUACUAUGAUAUGAUGGAUUUGAAGGUUGCCAUUGCCGACAAGCUAAGAGAUCCUGACUCACACAUUGUAAAAAAAAUAAAUAAUCUUAAUAAGUCAGCCUUGAAAUACUACCAGCUCUUCUUAGACUCCCUGAGAGACCCAAAUAAAGUUUUCCCUGAGCACAUAGGGGAAGAUGUUCUCCGCCCUGCCAUGUUAGCUAAGUUUCGAGUUGCCCGUCUCUAUGGCAAAAUCAUCACUGCAGAUCCCAAGAAAGAGCUAGAAAAUUUGGCAACGUCAUUAGAACAUUACAAAUUCAUCGUUGAUUACUGUGAAAAGCACCCUGAGGCUGCCCAGGAAAUAGAAGUUGAGUUAGAACUUAGUAAAGAAAUGGUCAGCCUUCUCCCAACAAAAAUGGAGAGAUUCAGAAGCAAGAUGGCCCAGACUUAACUCUUAUUUGUAAAAAGGAAAUGUGCAAUAUUGAGGUGAUUCUUUCCCGAGUUAAACAGGCCCAGUUCCUCGUGAUAUUUCUCUGCAGAGGGAGAUGAGUUGCAGUUUGAGCUUGAGAGACAGCCGCAUCAACUGUCUGCUAGGACCUUAUCAGCAUAGAGUCAGUAAUUUGUACCUAAUUAUGUAAAUCGCCUUGUUAAAAUGACAUGUGAUUUAUCCUUUAGGUUGCUUUUUUUCCAACUUACUUAUAAACAUUUCCCACCUCCAUCUUUAAAUGUAGGUUCUUUGUUGGCUGGUACCUGAUAAACUCCUUACAGUGGAACAUGCUGGGUAGUGUACACCUGGUAGAUGAGCCUGUUACUCUAUAAAAUUGAAAAAUUAACUGCCUGUAAUUAUUCCUUCUAAAAUAUUUCUUUCCUAAAUUCUUAAAGAAACCUUUCCAUUUUGAGAAUACUAAAAGCUAAGUUAUGUUAUUUUAAAGUGUUGUAAAAUGGUUUGUCCCCAUUAUAGAAGAAAAAGACCUUAUUGGGAAUAUAAUAAAUUGA